GGCCCCUAGAAUUUCACUGCUCCUGAGACUCUGUGUGAUCUUCAGUAAGAUGAAGAUGCCAGAUGCCCAUGAAAAUGUUCCUGUAGAAGAGAUGGACAGCAGCCUUGGCCUUAGCCUCAGCGUUGAUGGCCCCUCAAACAUAGACAGCAGGGAAUUGGGGAUAUCCAAGGACCCUCUGCUCUUCAUCCAGCUGAAUGAGCUGCUGGGCUGGCCCCAGGCAUUAGAGUGGAGAGAGACAGGCAGGUGGAUGCUGUUCGAGGAGAAGCUGGAGGUAGGAGCGGGCCGGUGGAGUGCUCCCCAUGUGCCCACCCUGACACUGCCCAGCCUCCAGAAGCUCCGCAGCCUGCUAGCCAAGGGCCUUGUACUGCUGGACUGUCCAGCUCAGAGCCUCCUGGAGCUCGUGGAACAGGUGAUCCAGGCGGAAUCAUUGAGCCCAGAGCUGAGAGGACAGCUGCAGGCCUUAUUGUUGCAGAGGCCCCAACAUCACAUCCAGACCAGAGGCAUUUGUUGGGGAUCUGCCCAUCCAAAAAAGGCUUCCCAUGAUGAAAAUAUUCCCCUGAAGGAACAGGGUCAAAACUCCCUGAGACAGAAGCUGCCUCCAGGGGCCGAGGCAGCAGCUGUGCUGGCCGGAGAACUGGGCUUCCUAGCACAGCCUGUGGGGGCCUUUGUGCGACUGCGGGACCCUGUGGUGCUGGGGCCACUUACUGAGGUGCCCAUCCCCAGCAGGUUUUUCUGCCUCCUCCUGGGGCCCCCCGCACCCAGAAGGGGCUACCAUGAAAUGGGUCGGGCAGCAGCUGUACUACUCAGUGACCCGCAAUUCCAGUGGUCAGUUCGCCGAGCCAGGAACCUUCAUGACCUUCUGGCAGCCCUGGAUACUUUCCUAGAAGGGGUGACUGUGCUCCCCCCAGGUCGGUGGGACUCAACAGCCCGGAUCCCCCCACCCAAAUGCCUGCCCUCUCAGCACAAAAGGCUCCCCUCGCAAAUGCAGGAGGUCGAGGGCCUCUCCCGCGCGCGCAGAGCCCGCACAGAGGACAGGGACAGCCAUGAGCCACACAAGCCUACCCUGGAGUUGCAGCGGACCGGCCGGCUGUUUGGGGGCCUUGUCCAGGACGUGCGACGGAAGGCUCCGUGGUACCCAAGCGAUUUCUUGGACGCCCUGCAUCCCCAGUGUUUCUCAGCGGUGCUCUACAUUUACCUGGCCACUGUCACUAAUGCCAUCACUUUCGGGGGUCUGCUAGGAGAUGCCACUGAGGGUGCCCAGGGAGUGCUGGAAAGUUUCCUGGGCACAGCGGUGGCUGGAGCUGCCUUCUGCUUAAUGGCAGGCCAGCCCCUCACCAUCCUCAGCAGCACAGGACCAGUACUGGUCUUUGAGCGCUUGCUCUUCUCUUUCAGCAGAGAUUACAGCCUGGACUACCUGCCCUUCCGCCUGUGGGUAGGCAUCUGGGUGGCCACCUUUUGCCUGGUGCUGGUGGCCACAGAGGCCAGUGUGUUGGUGCGCUACUUCACCCGUUUCACCGAGGAAGGUUUCUGUGCCCUCAUCAGCCUCAUCUUCAUCUAUGAUGCCCUGGGCAAAAUGCUGAACCUGACCAGAGCCUAUCCCAUCCUAAGGCCGGGGUCUCCUGCUUAUGGCUGCUUCUGUCAAUACCCAGUCCCAGGAGGAAAUGAGUCUCAAUGGACAAGGACAAAGCCAAAAGACAAAAAUGACCUCUUAACCAUGGACCUUGGCCUGGUCAAUGCAUCCUUGCUGUCUCCACCUGAAUGUACCCGGCAGGGAGGCUACCCUCGUGGCCCUGGUUGUCAUACCGUCCCAGACAUCGCCUUCUUCUCCCUUCUCCUCUUUCUUACCUCCUUCCUCUUUGCCAUGGCCCUCAAGCAUGUAAGGACCAGCCGCUUCUUCCCCUCCGUGGUACGCAAGGUGCUCAGUGACUUCUCCUCAGUCCUGGCCAUCUUGCUGGGCUGCAGCCUUGAUGCCUUCCUGGGCCUAGCCACACCAAAGCUCUUGGUGCCCAGAGAGUUCAAGCCCACACUCCCUGGGCGUGGCUGGCUUGUGUCGCCUUUUGGAACCAACCCCUGGUGGUUGACUGUGGCAGCCACCCUGCCUGCCCUGCUGCUGUCUAUCCUCAUCUUCAUGGACCAGCAGAUCACAGCAGUCAUCCUCAAUCGCAAGGAAUAUAGACUCCGGAAGGGAGCUGGCUUCCACCUGGACCUCUUCUGUGUGGCUGUGCUGAUGCUGCUCACAUCAGUGCUUGGGUUGCCCUGGUAUGUCUCAGCCACUGUCAUCUCCCUGGCCCACAUGGAUAGUCUUCGCAGAGAGAGCAGAGACUGUGCCCCUGGGGAGGCCCCCAGCUUCCUGGGCAUCAGGGAACAGAGGCUGACGGGCCUGGUGGUGUUCAUCCUUACAGGCAUGUCCAUCUUUCUGGCACCUGUGCUCAAGUUCAUCCCAAUGCCUGUGCUCUAUGGCAUCUUUCUGUACAUGGGGGUGACAGCACUUAGCAGCAUUCAGUUUAUGAAGAGAGUUCAGCUCUUGUUGAUGCCAGCAAAACACCAGCCAGACCUGCUGCUCUUGCGCCAUGUACCUCUGAGCAGAGUCCACCUCUUCACAGCUAUCCAGCUUGCCUGCCUAGGUCUGCUUUGGAUAAUUAAGUCUACUCCUGCAGCCAUCAUCUUCCCCCUCAUGUUGCUAGGCCUGGUUGGAGUCCGAAAGGCACUGGAAUGGGUCUUCUCACCACAGGAACUCCUCUGGCUGGAUGAACUCAUGCCAGAGGAGGAAAGGAACAUUCCUGAGAAGGGGCUAGAACCAGAGCACCCAUUCAGUGGAAGUGACAGUGAAGAUUCGGAGCUGAUGUAUCAGCCAAAGGUCCCAGAAAUCAACAUCUCUGUGAAUUAGCUGGAGUAAGAGUAUGGGAGUGAAGAUCCCAGGAAGCCAAGCAUAAGACAGGGUCUUGCUAAGUUGCUGAGACUGGCCUCCAACUUGCCAUCUCCUGCCUGCUUCCUGAGUCACUGGGAUUACAGGCCAUGAGCCACUAUGGCCAGCUUGAAGCACUUUUUUAUACAAAUAAAAAUAAUCUUUCUUAUUGUUUUGUUGACCACAAAAGUAAAUGAAGCAACUGGAAAAAUCUCAAAACAUUACAGAAAUGGGUAAUUUUGAAAUGGAAAUCAUUCAAGAAAUAACCAUUGUUCACAUUUUGGUGUCUGUUGUUCAGAUUUAUUUCAAUGGAUACGUUACUAUUUUUUCUUAAAAAUAGUAUACUAUAAAGUUCUGUACCAUAUGUUUCACUUAA
Messenger RNA from Marmota monax (woodchuck), 3281 nucleotides. RefSeq names its product solute carrier family 4 member 9 (gene Slc4a9). Bases 50 to 2887 code for a protein of 945 amino acids. Gene Ontology annotation, biological process: monoatomic anion transport; transmembrane transport; bicarbonate transport. The transcript has 22 exons. The record is from RefSeq and is a predicted model, not a curated record. Gene Ontology annotation, molecular function: sodium:bicarbonate symporter activity; solute:inorganic anion antiporter activity; monoatomic anion transmembrane transporter activity. Gene Ontology annotation, cellular component: basolateral plasma membrane; plasma membrane. Lineage: Eukaryota; Metazoa; Chordata; Mammalia; Rodentia; Sciuridae.